GUCCCUCUGUUUUGAAAUGUCACUGGGGUCUUGCUGGAGACUUUGGGCUUCUUCUCAUUAGCUGCUUAUGAAGUUAAGAGCAGUGACAAUAGCGGCCACGACAGCCGUCAGACCCAGAGUGAUGCUCUUUCUGCUGUUGCUGUUCCUUCAGCUGCUACCCAGUGCUGCCUCUGGGAUGUUGAAGGCAGAAUGCCCGUUGAACUUGAGGAGGGACUAUCCAGAUGCGCUGAACUAUUACAAGCCAGGAGACCACAUCAUAAGUGGGCUCAUAUCUACAGUGCAAUCUAUGCUGUCAACGUACAAUUUUAGCAUGCCCCCACAAAAUGUGGUUAUACGGUAAGCACUUGAAAAGCAGUCAGAAUAACUCAGCUAUGAUUUUAUCCAAUGCCCCAUCAUUCCACAAACAUUUCCUUAACAUGUUUGAAUAUUGCGUACUCCCUCUUUACAGUGCUCAGGUGCCCAAAUGUACUGGCCAUCUGUCAUGGAUGCUUUAGUUUAGAUUUCUGCACUUUAGGGGGAUGGAGUCCUUUCCAUCUCUACAAUUUGGUGAUUUUUGUCUGUCUCUGCUUCGGUGGCAAGCAGCUGUUUGCCUUGUAUCAAGCACACUUAUGGCAGAUUAUGUGAUUUGCUUCAUGUUUAGAUCUGUGCGAAAGCUGUGGUGUCAUUCUUUGAGUAAAAUCCAGAGGCUGAAGAUUAAGAAAGCAGGGAUUCAAUAUGAUUUCAGUGAAUGGAGAAUGACAUGAGAAUAAUACAUUGUUUUAUGGUAGGACUGAUGUCUCCUACUGGUAUCUCCUGUCCUUGCAGAUUGCUAUUCAUGAGAUAAAUCAGGAUCCUGGGAUCUUGCCCAAUGUCACCCUGGGCUACAACCUCUAUGAGAACUAUUUCAAUUCAAGAAUGACUUACGACACGAUGAUAGAUCUGCUCUCUCCUGGCAGGGCAAAUGUUCCAAACUACAAUUGCGGAAGACAGAGCAAGCCCCUGGUUUUCAUUGAAGGGCUUGAUUCGGACACCUCUGCCCAAAUUUCAAGUUUGCUGGGAAUUUACAAAAUCCCCCAGGUAUGAAAACAACAGCAUAGGCAGCCUGCAGGAAAGCACUGCUUUGUUGGAGAAAAUGCCAGGAAUUGUUCAGAGAAGUAAGGGCUGCCCUUUCCACCAGAGGAAUCACACAGACCCUUGUUCCAGUUAAUAGUAGGCAUGUGGUUAGGGAAGCUCUCCCACCCUUAGUGGAGGGUUUGUCCAGCUGUGAGAAGAAAAGUCCCAGAAGGAGAGUUCACCAGAGCACCCUUGUAAGAAGGGAAACAAUCCUAGUGGUGCAGCAGUAACAUUGCUAGCACAUUUGCAAAGCUAAGCAGGGCCCAGUAUGGUUUCAAAUUGGAUGGGAGACCGUGCGUUGAGAUUUCUGCAUUGCAUGGGCGUUGGACUAGAUGACCCUUGGAGUCCCUUACAAUUCCAUGUUUCUAUAAACAGAACACUCAUGAGAACUACACUGCUUAGUAGCUUAGUGGGGAAGUACAAGGGGAAAUGGGGCAUGAUAAAAAUGCAACCUUUUAGGGGUCUGCCUGGCACCAAUAAUUUUGGAGUAGAUCUUCUGAGAAGAGUUCUUCAGAUCCAUUAAGGUUAUAUCUUUACUGCCUUCUUCCAGCUGCAUCUAUUCCUUUCCUUUCCUUUCCUUUCCUUUCCUUUCCUUUCCUUUCCUUUCCUUUCCUUUCCUUUCCUUUCCUUUCCUUUUUCCUCUCCUCUCCUCUCCUCUCCUCUCCUCUCCUCCCUCCCUCCCUUCCUUUUUGAUUUGGCAGAAGUAGAGGGACGGCACAUUUACACUUUCCCCUUGCAAAAUCCCCUAUCAGUGUUGCCAUCCCUGCUUCAGAGCUGCUCCAAAUACCCAGAAAAGUGUGGUGCUUUCUCUCAUUGCCAAUGGAGCCCUUUUCCAUUGUGAGUACCAGUUGCUCUGUGAGAUAUCACCACAGUUCAAAAUGGCAUAUAUAAAUGUAAUGCACCAGGUAGUUUCUCCACAGUGCUCAGGUGAGAAGCAGAAAGUGAAAUGAGUGCAGGCAGCAGGACCUUAUGCUGAAGGCUGAUAAAUAUAGGGCAGGAAAAGAAAUCUAUAGAACUGACCUCACACGGAAGAUGUGAAAUAUCUAUUAAAAAGCUGCUUAGGAGACCACACAGAGAAAUGCGCAGGACAUGACCCUUCCUGAGCAGAAUUCCAAGUUAAUUGAUAAUAUCAGCGCUUGCCCUGAAAGCAAAAGAAACUCUUCAAUCUUUCCUUUCCUUACCAGGUAAGUUACAUUUCCGUCAAUCAUGCUCUUGGCAAAGCACAGUUCCCUUUCAUCUACCGGAUGAUCCCAAAUGAAGAACCCCCAAGCCAAGGGAUUGUUCGUCUACUUCUGCAUUUCAGGUGGACGUGGAUCGGGCUCAUUGCUCCUGACACGGACAAUGGAGAAAGGUUUCUGAGCACCUUGACCCCCGUUCUCAUUAGGAGCAGUGUCUGUGUUGCCUUCUCACAAAAAAUCUCACGAGAGGAUUUCAUUGUGCCCGAUUUACUUGACAAGAUCUUGCACAAGAUUUUGUUUUCCAUGGACAGGAGAAUCAAUGUAUUUCUGUACUAUGGGGAGUCUCUGUCUUUGGUAGAUGUAUUAACAACAAUUGACGUGGUGGGUGCAACCCUGACUCCAAUUACAGGGAAAAUUUGGAUCACAAUAGCUUUGUCAUACUUCAACUCCAACCUAUCUCCCACAAUGCUUAUGAACAAGCACAUCUAUGGUUAUUUAUCAUUAUUUAUCCAGACCAAAAAAAAAUCGAAGCAUAACCUGCCAGUUAUAUAUCAUGGUAAUAUUGAUAUGAAUACGAUAUGGGAAAAUGGAUAUCAUUGCUUAUAUUCAAAGCAUGUGUUAUCUGUGAAAGGCCAGAACCGAUGCAUUGCGAAGGAAAACCUGAAGAGCUACCCUCAAAAUGUCCUGGAAAGAAGCCUUUUUCAAGACACUUACAGCAUUUACAACACUGUCCGAUCUCUGGCACGUGCCUUAAAUGCUGCAGACUCAUCCAGAGCCAAGUGGAUGGUGAUGGUGGGCAGAAAGAGAUUGGAAGGUAAAAGAAUCCAGUCAUCACAGGUAUUCCUUUUUAAUCUAGUGAUGUGGCUGUAUAUGGUUCCACCUGAACUGACAAUCAGUUCCACUCUGCAACUGUUAUUUUACUUAUAUAACAGGUCCAAUCCUUGGGGUCUCCAAAAGCAACGUUGUUGUUCAGCAUCUUUAUAAUAAAUAAUAAAUAAUAAAUUCUUAUUUAUACCAGUUCAGAAAACCGGGCUCAGGGCGGUUAACAACAAAUUUAAAACACUUAAUUGAUGCAACAAAAAACAGCUUAAAAUACAGUAUAAAACAUGAAUAACAAUAAAUUGAGAAUUGAAAAAUCAAUUUAGGGGGAAAUCCAUCCAAUAAUCAUUAGAUGAUCACCAGGGCUAGCUGGCUAAAUUAGUCCUAUUUGGGCCAGCGGAGAGAUCAGGGGAGAAUUAGCAGUGGGAUCCCAGAGCGGGUAAUCUUCAUAAAAAGGGGAAGGGGAGGGAAGGAAGGGGAAUAAAAGAUCAGGCUAAGUUCAAAUUGAACUUUAGAAAUUACUUGCAUGAAGGAAUUGAGGGGAUGCUCAUCAAAUUUGCUGAUGAUACCAAACUGCGAGGGGUAGCUAAUGCCACAGAUGUCAGAAUCAGAAAUCAAAAUGACCUUAACAGAUUGUAGAACUGGGCCCAAGCUAACAAAAUGAAUUUCAGUAGGGACAAAUGUAAGGUUUUGCACUUAGGCACGAAGAACCAGAUGAACAAAUAUAAGAUUGGGGACAUGGGGCUUAUUAGCAGUAGAGGAAUUCUUGAAGAAACUGGGUAUGUUUAGCCUGGAAAAGAGGAGACUGAGAGAAGAUAUGAGAGCCAUCUUCAAAUAUCUUAAGGGCUGUCACAUGGAAGAAGGAACAAGCUCAUUUUCUCCUGUUCUGAAAGGUAGGACUCAAACUGAUGUCUACAAGUUUUAAGAAAAGAGAUUCCUUAUGUAUAAGGCAGCUUACUAUCUUGGAGCCAGUCUCUGAGGUGCUUUCAGAAUUAGAGGAGAACUGAGGCAACAUUUUACCUAUUCUGAAGUCACAUUGACUCCGACUCCUCCUCGGCUGCAACAUGUGAGCUUCUACUGGUCCCUAUUUAUCAUAGAAACAUAGAAUCAUAGAAUUGUAGUGCUAGAAGGGACCCCUGGGAGUCAUCUUCCUACAUUCCCCUGUAAUGCAGGAAUCUCAACUAAAGCAUCUAUGACAGAUGGCUAUCCAACCUCUGUUUAAAAACAUCCAAGGAAGGAGACUCCACCACUUUCCAAAGGAGUCCGUUCCACUAGGUUCCACUGCUUGAAAGAGGGCCCCAUUUUCCAAGACCUCAAGUAAAUUGGGGCCACUUAAAAAAAAACAAAAACUUGUGUGGCCACUAUGGUGCUGAUAACACCAAGGUUGCAGGUUCAAUCCCUGUAAGGAACAGCUGCAUAUACCUAUAUUUCAGAGGGCUAGUUCCAUAUGAUCUUCAGGGUCUUCCAGCUCUAUGAUUCUAUGACCCUAAGCCAUGUGCAACAGCCAUGAGUCUUAUUUUUAAAAAAUAUAUAUAUAUUAUUCAUUUUUCUUUUUCAUUCAUUACACACAUCUCAUAUUCAUAACAUUUGCUAUGCAUUCCUUCCUCCCUCCCCUCCUAGGCUUCCCCCAACUUCCGCUUCUGGUUGUUUCUCCUUUCACCCACUUUGCUGCCUCCUAAAAGAAAAAGUUACUAAUAACAUAUUUAUACAAUAAUAUCAAACCUAAAAACAUAAAAAUAACAAUGAAUACACCAUAUUAUUUCUCUAUCUUCUACACAUUUUCUAAUACUAACAAUGUGAAUGUUUAUUUAAAUCCUGCCAUCAAGUCUAUCGGCUUUCUUUGUUUCUGCAAGUAUAAUAUAAAUGGUUCCCAUUCUUUUUCAAAGUCACUGUUGUCUUUUUCUCUUAAUCUGUCUGUCAUUUUUGCCAGUUCUGCAUAGUUCAUCAACUUCUCUUGCCGUUGUUCUUUAGUUGGUAUUUCUCCAGUCUUCCAGUUUUGUGCAAUCAACAUUCUUGCUGCUGUAGUGGCAUACAUAAAUAAAGUCCUUGCUGCUGUAAUGGCAUACAUGAAAAUAGUCCUCUUUUCUUUCGGUAUAUCUUGGCUUAAAAUACCUAAUAAAAAGGCUUCUGGGUUUUUUACAAAAGUUAUUUUCAACAACAGCCAUGAGUCUUAGAGCAUGAGUCUAUUUUAAUCCUUUUUCUUUCUAUCCUACCUCUUUCUCUUUCUUUCUUUCUUUCUUUCUUUCUUUCUUUCUUUCUUUCUUUCUCCCCCCCCCCUCUCCUUUUUGUCUGGAUCUGUCUUUUUAGCUACAUUAACAUUUUAGUUUGGAUAAAGCGAUAUUUGAUAAUAAUCUUUGUAUCUCUCUUUAAAAUUCUAAUAAAUUUUAUUCAAACAAAAAAGAAAGAAAAGAAAAAGAACCAACUUCGAUAAAUGCCAGGAUUUUCUCUGUCCUUCUAGCUUCACCCUUUCCUGAGAAACGUCAGAUUUUAUAAUGCUUCUGUGGACGGAGUUUAUUUGGAUGAGAACGGGCAACUGGCAGCUGACUUUGAUAUUGUGAACUUUGUGAUUCUUCCCAAUAACUCCCUUCAUGAAGGGAAAGUUGGGCGUGUGGAGAAACGGGGAUCCCAAGGCGUACAAGUCACCAUCGACCAGAAUGCCAUCGUGUGGCCUCCUUGGUUUAAGAAGGUGGGUUGAGCCGUUCAAUUAAUGUUAUUCUUUUGAUCAUCUGUUGAGUUCUAACAGUUCUUCUGGUAUUGUUGAUUAGACCUCAAAAAAGAGAGAUAUCAUUGGUUUGAAAAUACUCUUUGUCAGGAAAGGUUCUUCCAUAUUCACUCAUUCUCUAAAAAGCAUAGCAAUUCCAAAUCAGAGCUCCUCUGUUUUGAGCUACAUGUUAAAUCAUGGGCAGGCAACCAUUUUUUCUCCCAAGGGUCACAGUCCCUCAGAGGGAAAUGAAGGACGAAUCUCUCAGGGAGCUGCAGGCAUGGCUGAGGGUGGAAUCGGUAUUGAAGGUGGGCAGAGCAAAACACGAAAGAGUUCUGAAUCAACAAAUCUGGAAUAAAAAUUGCCUGACUUCAUUUUUUUACCAUGGUUACAUCAGAGUAGAUUUCCCUAUGCAGCUCUGCUCAGAAGUAAGCCCACUGGUUUUGAUGGCAGCCCUGUACAGCAUAGCUGUCAACUUUUCCCUGUUCUUGUGAGGAAUCCUAUUUGGAAUAAGGGAAUUUCCCUUAAAAGGGGGUGGAGUUGACAGCUAUGCUGUACAGUUACGAACUUAAUUCGUUCCGGAAGUUCGUUCUUAACCUGAAACUGUUCUUAACUAGAGGCGUACUUUCGCUAAUGGGGCCUCUAGCUGCAGCUGCGCCACCGGCACACGAUUUCCGUUCUCAUCCUGGGGUAAAGUUCUCAACUCAAGGUAACUCUUCCAGGUUGGCAGAGUUUGUAACCUGAAGCUUUUGUAACCUGGUGCGGUUGUAAGUAGAGUUUCUAUUGUAUAGGGAAGUUUUUAAUGUUUAGUGUUUUAUUAUGUUUUUAUAUAUGCCGGAAGCUGCCUAGAGUAGCUGGGGCAUCCCAGUCAGAUGGGCAGGGUACAAAUAAUAAAAUUAUUCUUAUUAUUAAAUAAGUAUACAAUAGACCAGUAAAGGUAAUGCUCAAGAAGGAAUCUGAUCGUAAGUUCUUUGACAGUUAGUCUGCUUCAGUUUAGAACACAGGCUGGGUUUCUUUCCUGGAGAGAAACAGGGUCUCACGGAUACCCCUUUGAAGGUCACCCUGGAGCUUUGCAAAAGUGUGGUUUCCAUAUCAGCAACAUGGAUUUUUCAGAUAUCUUCUAAUACCUUAAGUUUUACUUAAGGUUCCUAACAGACUUGAAGGAAAUAACAACUACAGAGAUGAGGCAGGAAUCAAGUUAGAUCCGCAUUCAUAGUGGAUCCAUGAGGUCAGGAGAUUCAGAAUACCAUGGAGCAGGUUAGGUUGAGAACAGCAAACUGAAUGAACCAGCCUCUUGCAGAGAAGUCAUUAAACUGCAUUUUUAUACAUAUAAUUAGCCAAAAUCAAGGUCUAAAGUGCUUAUGAUAUCACAGACCUGAUGAAAAUACCUCCCAUAAUCCCCCUACUUUCCCUUCCUAUUACUUCCGGUGACUUUGCAUAGAUAGAAAUAGCCCUCACUAUUGAUCCUUUGUCUAUGAGUAGAUGGUGCCUCAUUCCAGAUGUAGCAAGAGCUGUCAGCCUGGGUAUGUCAAGGUGAUCCGGGAAGGAGAGCAGCUUUGCUGCUAUGAUUGCGCUCCCUGCAAGGAAGGGACAAUCUCUACCCAAGAAGGUAAGUGUCUCCAGAGGAAAGGGCAGCCUUUAAGGAAUGGGUAAAUUAUAUUUAAAUAUUUUUGGCGAAAUAGACCUUUCUGGAGUUGAAAGAAAUGGCCUUAUGUGUGGACUGGUGGGUGUUUAAGGAUCCAGAAAUCCAUUUCAUUUCCAUUACCAAUACCCCAAGUGUUUUACAUGUGAUUGAUUGCCAUUUUGAUGUAUCCACUGUCAGGAGUUCAGCCUACACUCGAGUAGGACCCUGGCAGAGACACAUGCCCGACUGGCAUGUUCCCUCCCUCCUGGUCAAUCAUUCAGGAGCUUCAUAAGCUUUCUUCUACCCGAACAUCACAGCGACCGAUGCCAACCGACACCAGCACACAGAGAUCCGCAGAGUUUGCGCACCUUGCGUGACAGACCUCAGCAACUCAGCAUUUUGACUAAUCUACUUUAUUUACACAUAAACACACAUGGAGCACUGCAACAUGGCUCCCUCUGUCUCUAGCAUCAGACAGCAAAGAGAAAAAGAACAAAGGACAAUAGUCCCACUUCACGGAACACAGUAACACAAACAUCCCGUCUCCAUCACUUCCCACUCUGUGUAGUCAAAACACAUCACGUCAUGUGAAAGACAACAAUCCUAUGACUGCAAUCAUGGAGCAGGAAUUCUAACAUCCACUAGCCCUUUGCAAUUCAAUUAGCAUAUCAAUCUGCCUUACAGUGACUAUUUUUCAAAUGUAGCUGGAAUGUAAAUUUUCACAACAAAACAUGUAUUUUGUGGAAUGUAACAGAGUAAUUGCGCACAUAUGAAUGAUGCUGAAGUCAUUGUUCUUCUUUUCAGAUGCAAAACAUUGCACCAAAUGUCCAGAAGACCAGCAUCCAAACAAGAAUCAAGAUAAAUGUGUUCCCAAAAUUAUCAACUUCCUGGCCUAUGAAAAACCCUUGGGAAUAAUCCUGACUUCCUCUGCCCUAUUCUUGUGCUUAACCACCAUCUUUGUAUUAGGAGUUUUCAUUAAAUACAAGGAAACUCCCAUAGUCAAAGCCAACAAUCGAGACCUCUCCUACAUCCUCCUUGUCUCUCUCCUUCUCUCCUAUUUAACCUCCUUCCUCUUCAUCGGCCGGCCAAGGAAAGAGACCUGCCUCUUUCAACAAAUGGCCUUCAGCAUCAUCUUCUCUGUUGCCAUCUCUUCUGUCUUGGCAAAAACCAUCACUGUGGUGCUGGCCUUCCUGGCCACAAAGCCAGGGAACAGGGUGAGGAAAUGGCUGGGGAAGAGUUUGGCCAACUCUAUUGUCAUUUCCUGUUCCAGUGUCCAAGUUCUCAUCAGCACUAUCUGGCUGGGGUUCUUUCCCCCAUUCCCAGAUUCUGACAUGAACUCUCAGCCUGGGGAGAUCAUCCUGCAAUGCAACGAAGGGUCUGUGGCCAUGUUCUAUGGUGCCCUGGGCUACAUGGGUUUCCUGGCUGCCAUCUGCUUCACGGUGGCUUUCCUAGCCAGGAAACUUCCCGGAGCCUUCAAUGAAGCCAAGCUGAUCACCUUCAGCAUGCUGGUCUUCUGCAAUGUUUGGGUGUCCUUUGUUCCCACCUACCUGAGCACCAAGGGGAAAUACAUGGUAGCCGUGCAGGUCUUCUCUAUGUUGGCCUCCAGUGCUGGGCUCCUGGGCUGCAUCUUCAUUCCUAAGUGCUACAUUAUUAUACUCAGGCCUAACUUGAAUAUAAAGGAUAAUCUGACAACAAAACUAAAGCUGGCAUCUGAUUCUUAGUAGAUUUAUUUCCCCAUCUUACACACCUGUGCUCAGUAAAGAAGUAAUAAAAAAAGCUAUUUCACUUGUGAGUGGUUAUUAUGAACUGCUAUUUUAAAUAUUUUCUCUUCCCUUUACUAAUGUCCCAAAGGCUAUAGGUCAUGGCCAAUGAAGAUGAGGCUAUGGUGACCAUGGAAUGCCCACAGGUUCUAUUGAUUUAAUAUUUUGUAGGUAUCAAAUAUGCAAAAAAACUGUGUGGUAUGUUGCAGAUCUCUCGCUUGCCUAAGCAGACAUUCAUAGUUGGCCUCUGAUAAAGAAGUAAAAUGUGAACAUAGAAACUAUUUCACAAAAUGCAAUUCUUUCCAGAAAUCAGGGCAUGAUGAGGAUUGGUGUAAAGAGGGGUGGCCAACUCCCAGGAGACUGCAAUCCAGUUACAGAAUUAAAAACUGGCAGUGAUCUACCCCCGUUUUUGGGGGGUUCAGGUCAAAGUUGUUGACCUUUUUUAGGGAGGAGGAAAGCCCUGUUUUUAAGGGUUUUGGGGGAGAAAGAGGAACAGCCACUCACAAACAAAUCACUGGCACUCCAUCUUCUGUUCUGCAUAUCCGUGGAGGGCAGGACAAGGGGGCGGGAUGGAUUUGAUUUUAGCAACGCUAAGGAAAGGGACCCAGCGAUCAAACGCAAUCUACCAAAACCUCCCGGGGAUCUACCAGUAGAUCGCUAUCGACCUGUUGGACAUCCCUGGUGUUAAGGAAAAGAGUGUACUGUGUGCUACAUGGCCGCUAUUGGAAAACCAAUGGUUUCUGUAAGAUACAUGUUUUAUGACUUUGCAUGUCAACAGUUGUGGCGUUCAUACGGAGCCCCUGGCCAUCUCACGGACCAUUGACCCGUACACCACUAAUCUGCUGCCACCAACAAGGUGCUCUCCGGUAAAUCACUUAGUCACAGUUAGGUUCUUAAGUUAACAAAGAAGAAGCGAAGAAGAAGAGUUUGGAUUUGAUAUCCCGCUUUAUCACUACCCUAAGGAGUCUCGAAGCGGCUAACAUUCUCCUUUCCCUUGUGUAGUUUAUUGCAAACACAAAUUUUGGGCCAUUAUAAAGAGAUUUAGUGGUUCUUAGUUGAUCGGUGAUGUGGUAGUGUUAUAUUGUAUUAUUUAUGCAAAUUGAUUUUCUCUGGAGUUAAAGAUCUGACUGGGACAAAGCUUGUUAUGCUGAGCUCGUAUUUUGCACAAUUUGUAUACGGUGUUUGUUUGAUAAUGUGUGGUUUGCUAUGCCUAAUAAAGGAUUGACUUUUUAAAGCAAGCACAAAUAAACUUGAACUGCAUUCAAAACGUUGUUACCCUUUAUAUUCUUAGUCUUAUUUUAUCC
Messenger RNA from Podarcis lilfordi (Lilford's wall lizard), 10478 nucleotides. Lineage: Eukaryota; Metazoa; Chordata; Lepidosauria; Squamata; Lacertidae. The record is from the annotation of a GenBank genome assembly.